Molecule: messenger RNA, 645 nt
Organism: Guillardia theta CCMP2712
Lineage: Eukaryota; Cryptophyceae; Pyrenomonadales; Geminigeraceae
Exons: 9
Coding region: 1-645 (214 amino acids)
Biological process (GO): Arp2/3 complex-mediated actin nucleation
Cellular component (GO): Arp2/3 protein complex; actin cortical patch
Molecular function (GO): actin filament binding
Source: RefSeq, a predicted model, not a curated record
AUGCCCAUCGCAGGACGAGACAUGACGCUUUUCAUCCAGCAGCUUCUUCGUGAGCGAGGAGAGCCGAUUCCAGCAGAUCAGUCGCUAGAGACUGCAAAGCGAAUCAAGGAGCGCUACUCGUACGUCUGCCCAGACAUCGUGAAGGAGUUCAAGAAAUACGAUACCGACCCCGACAAAUGGAUCAAGACCUACAAGUCAGUCAACCCGGUCACGAGCCAGCCAUGGCAGUGUGACGUGGCAUAUGAGCGAUUCUUAGCACCGGAAAUCUUCUUCAGCCCUGAGAUGUACAGCAGCGAUUAUUUGAAGCCUCUCCCUGUUCUGAUAGACGAGAUGAUUCAAAGUUGCCCGAUAGAUACGAGAAGAGGGCUGUACGGGAACGUGGUUCUUUCAGGAGGAUCGACGAUGUUCAAGGAUUUUGAUAAGAAAUUGAAGAAAGAUCUGAAGAAGAUUGUUGACCGUAGGAUCCAGAGGAGUGCGGUCGACAUCGACGUCGUUUCGCAUGAGUUUCAACGUUAUGCCGUCUGGUUUGGUGGAAGUCUCAUAGGAAACUCGCCGGAGUUCGUCACUGCUUGUGUCACGAAAGAACAGUACGAGGAGUACGGACCAAGCAUCUGUCGACAGAGCAAAGUCUUCGCGGGCGUCUAG